Molecule: messenger RNA, 924 nt
Organism: Rotaria sordida
Lineage: Eukaryota; Metazoa; Rotifera; Eurotatoria; Philodinida; Philodinidae
Source: the annotation of a GenBank genome assembly
CCAGCUGAAAUAACUAUUGAUUGUACAUCUCACGUUGUUGAUAUUACAUCCGAUACGAAGAGCAUUCCAAUUGAACGUGCAUUGCCUAAUUAUCAAUGUUUGCUUUUGGAUAGUUGGUUACAAUGUGUUGGCGCCUCACAAGAAGGUGAAUUAUACGUAGGAGGUGUAGGUGUUUUUGCUGGUUAUCUAGGACGUGACGAUUUGACAGCAAGAACACUUAUUAUGAUAGAUGGUGAAAUAUUCUAUCGAACAGGUGAUCUUGUUCGAAUGGAUAGCGCUGGGCUUCUUCAUUAUCGAGGAAGAAAAGAUUAUCAAAUCAAGCUACAUGGACAACGUAUUGAACUUGGAGAAAUCGAACGAUGUUUACUUAAUACAUCAAUUUCUGCUUGUGUUGUCAUCAAAUGGAAUGAUGAUCAUGUGGUUGCUUAUGUUCAAAGCUCUGAUGUUGAUGUAGAACAACUACGCCACCAUUGUCAAUGUCAUCUUCCACCUUAUAUGAUUCCAUCUAUAUUUAUCGUUUUGGAGAAACUACCUUUGAAUGCAAAUGGAAAAGCAGAUCGAAAACGUCUUCCAGCACCUCAAUUUUCGUCGUUGACGAAUAUCGAUCAAACUGAUGUAAUUCCAUUGACACCACUGGAAGAACAUCUACAACGCAUAUUCAGUGAGGCAUUUCACAAUGAAUCACCAAACGUAAAUAUGCUGUUUGGACAAUUGGGUGGUACAUCACUCGAUGUCAUACGAGCACUCAUGCUCAUUCAACAAGAAAUAUGUACAAAGGUUGAUGUUGGCCUCUUAUUGGCCAACCAAUCGAUUCGACAGCUUGCACGAGUCAUUGAACCAUUACUUGUCACAUAUGAUGAUUCUUCUGUUACAACUUCUGCUUUACAAUUGCUUCAAGAAAAUCAAGAUCGAUCAAUGCCAUAA